AUGGAAAUCAAUAAACAAACCAUCAAACCAUCUCGUGGUCCAACUCUGCCUCGUGCCCCACUACAUGCAAUGACCAAUCGAACCUCUCAGAAGGGCAGGACACCAAGCGAUCAAAUAGCACAAUCUUCCAUAUUGAAUACAAAAAGCAGGGAGACACCAGUAACUUCUGUCAAACGCCGUAUAAGUGGUGGAAGUGCAAAGCCAAUCCCAUCCCGAUCCACAGCUGGGCGAUCCGUAUCAGCUCACAAUCAAGGCUCAGGCGUAAAGCGUAUCGUUGGAGAUGGACGAAUGGAUGCAAUCGAGACUCAGCUGGCAUCCAUGCAAAGUCUUUUUGAUCUGGAGAGGAGGAGGACGGAGGACAUACUCAUUCGUGAACAGACAGAAAGAAGGCAACAAGAAGACAAAGUUCGACAAUUGGAAGAAGAUCUAAUGGAACAACGUAGAGCUGCAUUGUUAUCGGCAGAAAGAAAUUCUCGCAGCCUGGCUGAUGAUGAGCUGGAUGACUUGCUUCGAAAACACCAAAAGGAAAAGCGAGAAUUGCAAGAUGAAAUAGACCGUGAACGAAUGACAGUGAAUUCACUAAAAUCAGCAUUAGAACAGCGAUCAACUGCCCACUUGACCAUGGACUCCACGAACGUGGCACUCAGAGCGCAAAUUGAUACAUUGAAGAGCAGGAUUGAAGAGAUGGAAGAGGAGAAAAAUGAAGUUCUAUCACACACGUCCAUGAUCCGAGAGGAGAAUGAAAGAUUGCAGGCCAGCUUACGGGACGCAGAGUCUCUCCGUAGAAAGUUGCACAAUGAAGUACAAGAAUUAAGAGGAAACAUUCGCGUAUUUGUUCGAGUGCGACCGCCGAUCUCUGCGGGAAAGGUGGGAUUCUCUCACCCUGUUCCUGAAGCAUCUAUACGCUAUACAGACGAUCUGGAGUCAAAGAGGAUUGAGCUUGCAACAAAUGCAGAAUCUGCCAUGGGCACGGCAACAAUGCGCUCGCAUGCGUUUGAGUUUGAUCGAGUAUUCCGACCUGAUGCCUCUCAAGCAGAUGUUUUUGCCGAAGUUGAGCAUCUAAUCCAGAGCGUCCUGGACGGCUAUAAUACUUGCAUCUUUGCUUAUGGUCAAACUGGGUCUGGUAAAACAUUCACGCUCGAGGGUCCCAAUCUACCCGACGCAGACGCUUUGACGGAAGCCAAUUUUGCCAAUGAUGAAGGUUUGAUCCCAAGAGCAGUCUCUAUGCUAUGGAAAACAGCCAAUGACUUGCAGAGUAAGGGAUGGCAGUAUUCAUUCGAAGGGCAAAUGCUUGAAAUCUAUAACGAGGGUAUCAAUGACUUGUUAGGAAAAGCUGAGGUCGACAAAGCUAAGCACGAGAUCCGACAUGAAAAAGGUCGUACAUUCGUCUCUGAUACGGUUACAGUUCAGCUUCAAUCACCUAAAGAGCUUUUCACACUUUUAUCUCGAGCCAAAAGACGUAGACAAGUUGCUGCCACGCUGAUGAAUGAACGAUCGUCUCGAUCACAUUGUGUCUUUACAUUGCGCGUCGUAGGUCGCAAUCUGGAGACUUUGGAAAGCAGUGAUGCAGUAUUAAACUUGGUCGACUUGGCUGGUUCUGAAAGAUUGAACAAUAGCGGAAGCGGCAAAGAUGCUGCAAGAUUAAAAGAAGCGCAAAAUAUUAACAAGAGUUUAUCAAGUUUAGCCGAUGUGAUCACAGCUUUAGGUGGACAGGCUAAAUCAUCAAAUGGAACAACGCCUUCUACAACCGUUACCAAUUCAGCUGCACAUAUACCUUAUCGCAAUUCAACCUUGACUUGGUUAUUGAAGAACAGUCUAGGAGGAAAUUCGAAAACACUCAUGUUAUUGGCUCUUUCUCCAUUAUUGGAACAUCAAAGUGAAUCUUUGUGCUCUUUGCGCUUUGCGAGCAAGGUGAACAGUACGGUGAUUGGCACUGCUCGUCGUGUACGGGCUGCUUGA
This is a messenger RNA of Meira miltonrushii, 1959 nucleotides long. RefSeq names its product C-terminal kinesin. The coding region runs from base 1 to 1959 and encodes 652 amino acids. Gene Ontology annotation, molecular function: microtubule binding; microtubule motor activity; ATP binding. Gene Ontology annotation, biological process: microtubule-based movement. Lineage: Eukaryota; Fungi; Basidiomycota; Exobasidiomycetes; Exobasidiales; Brachybasidiaceae. The record is from RefSeq and is a predicted model, not a curated record. The transcript has a single exon.